Messenger RNA from Caenorhabditis bovis, 1182 nucleotides. The record is from the annotation of a GenBank genome assembly. NCBI's taxonomy places the organism in Eukaryota, Metazoa, Nematoda, Chromadorea, Rhabditida, Rhabditidae.
AUGUUGAAAGAGACCUUAAUCAAUCCUGACAAUCCGAAAGUGGACGUUUCAGUGAGAACCAUGCAUCGUUCGAUUCAAGACUUCGAGCCUGCACCUACAGCUGAUAUCCGCAAGAUACUCUCAUACAUUGGGGCGGCUUAUUUUCUUAUCAUGACGGCUCUUGUGAUACCAGUCGCUUGCUUCUUCACCGUUCUUCUAAUAUCGCCAUUGAUUUACUUCAGACUCCCACUCUUCAAUCUCAUUGAGCAUUACUUAUGUGGAAUGGUGAAUGCGCAUUGGAGCGCUUGCUCCGUGUUCUGCGGAGCACAGGUCACCGAAUUUGGAGCUGACGUAUCGAAAGUUGGAGAGGAGAAAUGCCUUCUACUUGCCAAUCAUUUGGGUCUUCUUGACCACUUCAUUCUCAUGCAGAGCUUGGAUCAGAAAGGCUCGAUUCGGUCAAGAUGGAUGUGGGUUAUUUACAAUAUCUGGAAGUACACACCCAUCGGCGUGAUGUGGACCACUCACGGCAACUUCUUUGUGAAUGGAGGAGCCAGCAAACGUCAUACUGUUCUUCAAUCUUUCCGCCAACAUCUCAAAGAUCGUUUCCACAAAUUUGAUUAUGGAUGGGUUAUAAUGUACCCAGAAGGUUCGCGUCUAUUUUUGGUCAAGGAUAGCGGACGCAAAUUUGCCGAGAAGAAUAAUUUAGUCCCGUUGGAAAAUUGUGUAUAUCCAAGAACUGGCGCAGCACAUGCGGUUUUGGACGUUCUCGGACCACAGAAUGAAAACUACAUGCUCGCCAAUUGUGGAUCGGGAACUCCAAUUCGCUACAUUAUUGAUGCCACCAUUGGAUACAGCAAGGGAAUUGUUCCUGAUAUGGGUGGAGCCAUGAUUGGUGAGUGGCCUACAGAGGAUUCUUCCAACUUCGCUGUUCACUAUGAAAUCAUCCCGGUGAAACCAGAAUGGUCCGAUGAGAAGGAGUUGCAGAAGUUCCUGUAUGAACGCUACCAGCUAAAAGAUACACUUCUUGACAAUUUCUAUAAAACUGGAGUUUUUCCGGGAGAGCAGAGAAAAGUGACGCCAAAUUUCAGUGAAGCAUGCUUCUCCCAAGUGUUCUGGAUUGUUCUUUACUAUUUCCACUACACCAUCUGGCUUCUUCCACUAAUCAAAUUUUUGUGCAAUUCGAUUUGGCAGCUUAUAUUUUAA